Molecule: messenger RNA, 3776 nt
Organism: Bemisia tabaci
Lineage: Eukaryota; Metazoa; Arthropoda; Insecta; Hemiptera; Aleyrodidae
Gene: Tmhs
Product: Tetraspan membrane protein in hair cell stereocilia
Biological process (GO): sensory perception of sound
Cellular component (GO): plasma membrane
Source: RefSeq, a predicted model, not a curated record
AGGCAUGCAAGUUUUUUUAUUUAUGCAAGAAAUUAGAACAUAAUUUGAAGUGAUAAGUAAUUAAAAAUUGUUUAUAAUUGUGAAUUUUGUGAUUUUUUUAAACUUUAGCUGUUCUGCCUGAGCAUCUAGUGACGAGGUUGACAUUUGGGCUUUCGAUUAUUCGUUGAAUGAACAGAAAUAAAUAAAUUGUGUCAUUGUUUUCGUAACAAUAUCUAAGUGGGUUAAGUUACUCAAGGUUUGACUGGCAUGGCAGUUUUAUCAAAAGUUUGACAUGUAAGGCAAUAAAUUGUUUUGUUUUGGUCACAUGAAUACUUGAAUUUCUCAAGAAUUUGUUCACAUUUUUCUAUCAAGUGCUCUCUAUAUCAGAAUACCAGUGAAUGCCUCAAGUGCUUUUCAUCUAUGCGUCAGUUCCUCUCAUAUGUUGACAAUUUAAGAAGUUCCACAACGGCCAUCUGAAGUUGAUAAGUGAAUACCUGAUAAAACAAUGGGCUCCAAAAUAGAAUAUGUUGAGUCAAGCCAGAUGUAUGCCACCAACUAUGUGAGAAAUUCCAAAGCAAUUGGAAUGUUGUGGGGUGUCUUUACAAUUUGUUAUGCCAUAAUUAAUGUAGUUGCUUUCUUCUCUCCGGAAUACAUUGGGGCCACUCUUGACUCGGAAAAUCCAGCACACUUUGGGCUGUGGCAGAGCUGUUACUUUGGAAAUAGUUUCAACGGUGGUGAAGAAUGUCUAGGUCGGCUAAGCGAUUUUUCAACGAUUCCUAGUUCUGCGUUCAAGGCAGCAACUGCAGUCGGAGCAGUCUCUGCUGCGACUGCACUACUUGCAAUUUGCUGUAUGCUCUUGUUCUUCUUCUUUCAAUCAACCACAGUAUUUUACAUCUGUGGACUUCUGCAAGUUGUCUCAGCGGUGUGUUUGGUUUCAUCCGUAAGUGUCUAUCCAUUUGGCUGGGAUUCUCCUCAUAUCAAGAGGACCUGUGGACCUCAGGCUGGCCGAUUUGAACGAGGUGACUGCGAAAUCCGAUGGGCUUACCUUCUAGCCAUUAUCGGCUGUCUAGACGCUGUUAUUUUGGCAGUGCUAGCCUUCAUUUUGGCCUCAAAACAUGUCAAACUCCAACCUGAACCUGUUUAUGGAAUGAAUGGUUCAGUUUAUAAAGGUGAAGUGAACAAUGGAUUUAUGGGAGACGCCCACUCAGUAGCUGGGUCUCGUAAAUCGCUAAACCUCCAUCCUGUUAUGCUUAUCCCGCAACCAGAUGCACACGGUCAUCCUGACCACUACUCGGAAUUCUCGAAUCGCACAGGAAGAUCUAAGUCAUCAGCUUAUAGAGCUGAGUAUGCCUCCAGCAUGCAGAACUUUCAACUUUGAUUGUGGCCGUUCAUGUAAAAAUAGUUUCUUUUCGAACUUGGAAUUUUGAAUCUCAACCAAAUUAUAAGACUUCUGAAAUUAAAAAUGACCCCUGAGGAAACUCCAUAGAGAUAGUGGCGUCAAAUUUCUUUGGGGAGAGACAUGGGGCUGAGCUCUGAAAGUAUACGGUUUUCCACUCAGAUGAAGAGGAAAGCGUCAAUAAUAUGAAUGAAGAGCUGCAUCAUUCAACAUCAAAAGUGGUUCCUGUGUCCAAAAAAGUCCAAUUAAUUACUUUAUCAAUAGAUUUAUGUAUCAUUUCAUUAAAGUCUCGUCCAGAAUUUUUCAUGGCAAAUUUUUUUGGGAAGUUAGCUAAAUGAUCAAAAUAUUUAAAAAACUAGUAGAGCCAUUAAUAAUUACUCAAUUUCCAAUACACUGCGUACCCAUAAUUGUACUCAAGUGUAAAACUUCAUAAGUUCUGUUGACGCUGGACAGAGUCUCUCAAGGAUUCUGAGGGCCACCUUCAUUUUUUAUUUAAGAGUAUACUCUUUUUUUCUUCUUUUUUUUUAAAAAAUAAAAAAUGCAUUGCAACUUUGCACUUGAAACAUUCUACCUGUAUCUUUUGCAUUGUUUUUGUAUUAAAUUACUUUUCUCAUCUGAGUUUUCCAAACGUACAAAAUUCAGAGUAAUGUUAUCUGAAUGCUGUAUGUUAUUUUUAUUGUGAUCCUCUAUUGUAGAGGCAAUACAGCGACCCUUUUUUCAAAUAUAAAUCAUAAAUACUGUGACAAAUGCUCAAACAACUUAUAUUCUUGAAGAAAAAAGUGUACGCAGGGGUGCAGAAAAAGUGCAAGCAUGCCAACUGGGGCUGGCGCGUGGCAGCAGGAAAUUCAAGAGAAUUUGAGGAAAUUUUCUAAUGAAAGGAGGCUUUUUUUGGUUUUAGUGAAAAGUGAUCUAAAACCAUGAGAGCAUGCUGCCUUCUGAAUUUUUUUCUUUUUUAAGUCCUUUUGACAAAUUUGUAGAUGAUAAAAUGUUGAGGUUGAGAUUGCUAAUAAUAUUUGCUCCAAAAAACUUUCUGCACACCUGAAUGUUUGCUAAUUUCUAUCAGUGGUGUAACUAGAAAACCCUGUAUUUAGGUUUGCCACAUUGUAAAUUGUUUGUUACUUUCUAUUUUUGACCAUAGCUUUCAUCUCCUACUUAAUUUAUAUAUUUUUUUUACACCCAAAUUCUAUAAAUAUUUCAUGCUAGUUUUUUCUUGGAAAAAUAAUAUGAAAGCGCACAUUUUUGAACGCUGAAGUAAAAUUUAAGGGUUUUCUAGUUCACCAUUAAUAUAUUGUCCUCUUUCAGAGAAGUUUAUGGAAGAGAGAUGCUGAUAUUUUUUACGAUGUCCUUUUAAGGCUUUUUUAUGUCUUUGUACUUAAUGCUUGUAUUUUUUUAAGUAAACUGUUCAAUAUUUUUGUAUGAAAUUUGUUUCAACGUUUGUGUGAGUGAUUUUGACGAAUCUCUGUGAUAAAAAAGUCUUCCAAUAGAAAGCCAUUAUAUUCCAUGAGAAAAAACAGAAGAAGGAUGAAUUUUAGCGCAAUUUAAAAAAUGUCAAUUUUCAAAGACUUGGUUGCAAUUUUAAAGUGGUCAAGAUAAUGUAUUGACAGUGAAAUUGCAAAAAUGCAUAUCUUGGUUUGCAACAGCACAGACUUCCUGUCUUAAUUUAUUUUCUUAAUGGAUUAGUGCUUAACGUCAAACCUUGAAAACCUUCAUGAUUUUUUUUCCCGAUUUGAAGAAUAUCCUAAAAAUAACAAGCCAUAGUGUCGGUUUGUUUCAUGUAUUGAAGUGAUGACGGACAUUUUGAAACGGCUGCAAUCAAGGUACGAAGUUUCACUGUCGAUGAGCUUUAAAUCGUGACUAAAUGAUUUUAUCGUAAGAUAACAUGGAAAAGUAACGUUUUGUUGUCAAAGAGAGUGAAUGAUCUUAACUUAAUGCUUUAGUUUUAGUUUUAAAUUACAUCAGCUGCUGGGAUGAAAAAUGAUCAAAUUUUAUGGAAUUAUAUGUUUAUCCAUUGCAUAUUCAAAUUGCCAUUACCGGUAGGUUUUUGCAUAAAUGAAACACCAGACCGGUUUAAUUCAUCUCCAUCCAGCCAAUUAGAGGCACCGUUUUCCCUACGUUAGUCUUGCUUAAAGUGGACUGAAAUUGCUUUGAAUCCAAACGGCCUGUUGAUGCAAUCUCUUUUUUAAUGUUAAAACAUGAACAAAAUAUUGUCCUUCAAUUGUUCUGUUUGUAACUCUAUGAAACCGUCCAUUUUUUCUUGCUGAUUUUAAUAAUUUUUCUCUUUUGAAUACAAUGAUAUUUCUCUUCUACUACUUAAGUUCUAUUUUUUUUCAAUCUCUGUGCAUUGUGGUUAAUUUUUUCUUUUUUUGAGCAAUUUGCAAUACAUGAUGUUCUUGGAAUCAAA